Molecule: messenger RNA, 576 nt
Organism: Dovyalis caffra
Lineage: Eukaryota; Viridiplantae; Streptophyta; Magnoliopsida; Malpighiales; Salicaceae
Source: the annotation of a GenBank genome assembly
AUGGCGCAACAAAUCCACUCAACCCCAUCUUCUUCUCUCUUCAAAAAACCCCCACAUCUUCUCCUUGUCUCACUAUUAACAAAACCUACCAAUCUCAAAAUUAACGCCCAAACCUCCACAAACAAUCCAACCCCACCUGACAAAAAACCCACCACAGUCUCGCCGGGUCAAGGAUUUGGCUCACAAUCAUCGACAGCAGCAACUACAAGCAAGACAACAAGUUCGAGUGGGAGUAAAAAAAAACCAAAGGGUAGUAGAAAAGAGAGAGCAUCAAUAAUUAGGAGGACUCCAGUUGAGAAACCAGCUUUUAUAAGCCAACAAAAUGAGGUUAAAGUUGAAGAACAGAGUAGAAAUGAGAGUGCUUUUCUUCUUGCUUGGUUAGGACUUGGUAGCAUCAUUCUUGUUGAGGGCAUUCUGCUUGCUGCUUCAGGCUUCCUACCAGAAGAAUGGGAUAAAUUUUUUGUGAAGUAUCUAUACCCAUCUUUCACCCCUACAGUUGGCUUGUUUGUUGCUGGAACCGUUGCAUACGGAGUUUUGAAGUACAUGCAGAAUGAGAAUCUUAAAGACCGAAAAUGA